Messenger RNA from Leopardus geoffroyi (Geoffroy's cat), 2553 nucleotides. RefSeq names its product annexin A11 (gene ANXA11). Gene Ontology annotation, biological process: phagocytosis; cytokinetic process. Lineage: Eukaryota; Metazoa; Chordata; Mammalia; Carnivora; Felidae. The record is from RefSeq and is a predicted model, not a curated record. Gene Ontology annotation, molecular function: calcium-dependent phospholipid binding; calcium ion binding. Gene Ontology annotation, cellular component: cytoplasm. The transcript has 15 exons. Bases 254 to 1771 code for a protein of 505 amino acids.
AGCGGCUCCGCUCCGGGGCGCGCUGGGGCCCAGCCGAGUUUUCCGCCCGCCGGGCUCCUCCUCCCGCCCCGCCCUGGGUGUUGCGGAGCCCAAGUGCCUGAAGUGCCCCGAGUGCCCAGAAAGCCGGAGUGGGACAGAGCUCCAGGCCGACCAAGGCGCCGCGGCCGGACGCCCGCGGAGAGAGACGCCGCUGCCUGCGACCCCCUUUGUCCCUCGAGGCCCCCACCCCUGUGGUCAGUGGCCAGAUCGAACCAUGAGCUACCCAGGUUAUCCCCCGCCCGGAGGCGGCUACCCGCCGGCUGCACCAGGUGGCGGUGCCUGGGGAGGUGCUGGCUACCCCCCGCCCAACAUGCCCCCCAUCGGGCUGGAUAACAUGGCCAACUACGCAGGGCAGUUCAACCAGGACUACCUCUCGGGAAUGGCAUCCAACAUGUCCGGGACAUUUGGAGGAGCCAACGUGCCAAAUCUGUACCCUGGGGCCCCCGGGGGUGGUUACCCUCCCAUCCCCCCUGGGGGUUUCGGGCAGCCCCCAUCUGCCCAGCAGCCUGUUCCUCCAUAUGGAAUGUAUCCGCCCCCUGGAGGAAACGCACCCUCCGGGAUGCCUUCAUAUCCGCCCUACCCAGGGGCCCCUGUGCCAGGCCAGCCCAUGCCGCCCCCUGGACAGCAGCCCCCAGGGCCCUACCCUGGACAACCGCCAAUGACCUACCCCGGGCAGCCGCCGAUGCCGCCUCCUGGGCAGCAGCAGCAGCCAGUGCCAAGCUACCCAGGGUACCUGGGGUCUGGGACUGUCACCCCUGCCGUGCCUCCAACCCAGUUUGGAAACCGAGGCACCGUCACAGAUGCUCCCGGCUUUGACCCCUUGCGAGAUGCUGAGGUUCUGCGGAAGGCUAUGAAAGGCUUCGGGACUGACGAGCAGGCCAUCAUCGACUGCCUGGGGAGUCGCUCCAACAAGCAGCGGCAGCAGAUCCUCCUGUCCUUCAAGACCGCUUACGGGAAGGAUUUGAUCAAAGAUCUGAAAUCUGAACUGUCAGGAAACUUCGAGAGGACAAUCUUGGCUCUAAUGAAGACCCCGGUCCUCUUUGACGUUUAUGAGAUCAAGGAUGCCAUCAAGGGGGCUGGCACCGACGAAGCCUGUCUGAUCGAGAUCUUUGCUUCCCGCAACAACGAGCACAUCCGGGAAUUAAGCAGAGCCUACAAAACAGAAUUCAAAAAGACCCUGGAGGAGGCCAUCCGAAGCGACACGUCAGGGCACUUCCAGCGGCUCCUCAUCUCUCUGUCUCAGGGAAACCGGGAUGAAAGCACCAGUGUGGACAUGUCGCUCGUCCAGAGAGACGCCCAGGAGCUGUAUGCAGCUGGGGAGAACCGCCUGGGGACAGAUGAAUCCAAGUUCAACGCAAUUCUGUGCUCCCGGAGCCGGGCCCACCUGGUGGCAGUUUUCAACGAGUAUCAGCGGAUGACGGGUCGAGACAUCGAGAAGAGCAUCUGCCGGGAGAUGUCCGGGGACCUGGAGCAGGGCAUGCUGGCCGUGGUGAAAUGUCUCAAGAAUACCCCAGCCUUCUUUGCUGAAAGGCUCAACAAGGCCAUGAGGGGAGCGGGGACGAAGGACCGGACCCUGAUUCGCAUCAUGGUGUCUCGCAGUGAGAUCGACCUCCUGGACAUCAGAAUGGAGUAUAAGCGGCUGUACGGCAAGUCGCUGUACCACGACAUUGCGGGAGACACUUCAGGGGAUUACCAGAAGAUUCUGCUGAAGAUCUGUGGCGGCAACGACUGAGCUGUGACUGGUGGCUCCCUUCUGUCCGCCUGCGGGCAACAGCGAUGCCAGGAAAAGGUCAAGAGAAUGUCCAUCUGUUUCUAACAAAUCCACAGAGUAGCCCCCCAGGUGCCCCAGUGCCACCCGUCCGUCCGUAGAGCCUUGGCCCAUCCUCCGCCACCUCUCCUGCUCCGUAUAUCAUGCUCGAGCUGAAGGACCUGGGUCCCUCCCUCCCUCAGGGUGCCUUCCCCUCCCCAGCCCUCACAGCCGCUUGCUGCUGAAGUACGUGUUUUAUUUCUCGACUCAUGCAGUCAUCCCCUUUUGCUUGUGGCUGAGACUCUUGGCUUCAUAUUAGUCCUGUAAUUUUUCAUUUUUAUUUGGAGGCAUCUUUUUUUAUAAUAGUCCCUGCCAGACAGAUGCAUACAGGUCUGUGCUGCGUGCACGUUUCGGGUCAGAGAGGCUGGCUGGGGAGCACCGUGUCCUCGGUAAGGAGUAAAAGGGAAGACCUUUGGCAGUAAUCUUUGCAUCUGGUGAGAAUGUGUCAUCAGCUUUGUCAUUGCCAAACCCACUCCUUAGAGUUUUCUUAGAAAAGGAAAAAAAAAAAAAAAAAAAAGAAGAAGAAGAAGAAAAAGGCCAGAAACUCAUCUGUUCCUUCUUCUGUGCGAAGCCAUGAGGACACGGCCAGCUCCCUGCCAGUGACAGGGCUUCAUGUAAAUUACGUGAAUGUGCCUUAAACCUGGAUGUCAAUAGCCAAAAACUUUCUAAAUUAAAGUCAGCCAGCUCUGGAACAUUUUGGAAAUGUU